AAUCCUCUGGACCGAACGUCCUAAAACUUAGAAUUCUUUAAUAAAAUAAAGAUAUUUGGAGAGAAAAAGUUAAAACCUAAUUUGGCGGAGAUCUCUCUCCCCCGCGUCUCUCUCUCUCUCCUCGCAAUCAUUCACAUAUCGUACAGAGAGAAAGAGAGAGCUCGGAAGUCGGAAGCAGUCUCCCAUGGCGAUCUCCAACACCGAGAGCUUCUCCGAGCUCGGAUAGCGCCUAUUUCCCUUAAGAAUUCCCUCCCAGUUCUCUAGGCUGAGUUCGGUUUGAGCGUUUGAGUUUCGAUUGCCCUUCAAAAACCCUAGUUCGCUUCCAGCUGAAGUCUUGCAACUGAUGAGCUCUGUUUCUUGGAUUUUCUCCAGAAUGCUGAUGUUUUGAGAAGGGGGAGUGCUUCAAAACCGCUGAUUUCUUUAGAAACUAGUGUGAAGAUUGGAGCUUUCUUUGAAUUGGGAAAGGAGAUGGAGCUGCAGAAGUGGGUUGGAUUGCAAGAAGUGAGCUUGAGUUCUUCUUGGGAGCUGUUGUGAGGGCUAGGGUUUAGAGAUGAAGCUCUCCACCGCCGGCCUGGGGCAGCAGGCGCAAGAAGGAGGAGAGAAGAGAUGUUUGAACUCGGAGCUGUGGCAUGCGUGCGCCGGCCCGCUUGUUUGCCUACCGACGGUCGGCACUCGAGUUGUCUACUUCCCACAGGGUCACAGCGAGCAGGUUGCUGCGUCGACAAACAAGGAGGUUGAGGGCCAAAUCCCUAAUUAUCCAAACUUGCCUCCACAAUUGAUAUGCCAACUCCAUGAUGUUACAAUGCAUGCAGAUGUGGAAACAGAUGAGGUCUAUGCUCAGAUGACCUUGCAGCCUUUAAACCCGCAAGAACUGAAUGAUGCUUACCUCCCUGCUGAGAUGGGUAUUAUAAGCAAGCAGCCGACGAACUAUUUCUGCAAGAUUUUGACUGCGAGUGAUACCAGUACUCAUGGAGGGUUUUCUGUUCCUCGUCGAGCGGCUGAGAAAGUUUUUCCUCCUCUGGAUUUCUCGCAGCAGCCACCAGCUCAGGAGCUUGUCGCUAGGGAUCUGCAUGAUGUUGAAUGGAAGUUCAGGCAUAUUUUCCGAGGCCAACCCAAAAGGCAUCUUCUUACUACAGGUUGGAGUGUGUUUGUCAGUGCCAAGAGACUUCUUGCUGGAGACUCAGUUCUUUUUAUAUGGAAUGAAAAGAAUCAGCUUUUGUUGGGUAUCAGACGAGCUAGUCGACCACAAACUGUAAUGCCUUCAUCUGUUCUCUCAAGUGAUAGCAUGCAUAUAGGACUGCUUGCUGCAGCAGCUCAUGCUGCUGCUACGAAUAGUCGGUUCACCAUUUUUUAUAAUCCAAGGGCAAGUCCAUCUGAGUUUGUGAUACCACUUUCAAAAUAUGUUAAGGCUGUGUUUCACACUCGUAUUUCGGUUGGGAUGCGUUUUCGUAUGCUGUUUGAGACUGAGGAGUCGAGCGUCCGUAGGUACAUGGGAACAAUAACAGAAAUAAGUGAUUUGGACCCUGUACGUUGGCCACAUUCUCACUGGAGAUCAGUCAAGGUUGGUUGGGAUGAAUCGACAGCAGGUGAGAGACCACCUAGAGUUUCAUUAUGGGAAAUCGAACCUUUAACAACCUUUCCCAUGUAUCCAUCUCUGUUUCCACUCAGGCUUAAACGCCCUUGGUAUCCUGGAAUUCCCUCUUUUCAUGAUGACGGCAAUGCUUUGAUGUGGUUGAGAGGAGGUGCUGCUGACCGAGGCCUUCAGUCUUUAAACUUUCAGUCACCUGGUAUGGGCCCAUGGGUUCAACAGAGAAUGGAAUCUACGCUGCUGGGACAUGAUCAUGAUCAAUAUUCAGCAAUGGCUGCUCCAGCUUUGCCAGAUACAAGAGGUAGCGAUUAUCUAAAGCAACAAUUUUUACACCUCCAGCAGCCUUAUCAAUUACCUCAGCAGUUCUGCAGUACCGGCCCAUUAUUGCAGCAGCAAAUUAUCCAGCAAGCAUGUGAACAACAGAUAAUCAGUCCUCAGUCACAAAAUAUUUCAGGUAAUCUGACACAUAAUGUUCUACAUCAGCAACUGCAGCAAUCACUCAAUAACCAGAAGCAGGUUCAGCCUGCACAAACAUACCCAGAGUCAUAUCAGAUACCUGGAACUAAUGUGCAACAACAGCAGGCACCUCUACCAUCUCAGUUGUGUGAAAAAUUAGAAUUUUCUGAUUCAAGUGUGAACUUCUCAACAAUCAUGACAUCUAGCUCUGUCCAGGGUAUGCUAGGCGCAGCUUACCCGGAAGGAAGUUCAAAUGUUCUGGACUUUGCAAGACUUGGUCAAUCAAUGAUGAGCGAGCAGAAUCAGCAGACAUGGGAACCAAAAUUUACGAUGUCACAGUCCACUACUUUUGGCAAUGCAGUUUUGCUUCCAUCAUUCCAUGGGAAGGAUGGUUCUGUGGGAACUGAAAAUGGUUCUGCAGAUAUGCAGAAUCACACCCUGUUUGGUGUUAAUAUAGAUUCUUCCUCCCUCCUCUCUCAUGCAGUGCCUAGUCUACGUGCAAAUUCAAUUGAUGAUAAUAUAUCCACAAUGCCAUAUGCUUCCUCAAGUCUUCAAAAUUCUAUUUAUGGGAGCCUGGAAGAGUCAUCUGGUGUGCUGCAAAAUGCAGGAGAGGCUGAUCCAACGACCAAAACAUUUGUGAAGGUAUACAAGUCAGGAUCGGUAGGGAGAUCACUGGACAUCACCCGGUUCAACAACUAUGAUGAACUACGUGAGGAGCUGGGUCAGAUGUUUGGUAUUAAGGGUCAAUUGGAAGACCCUCUGAGAUCAGGCUGGCAGCUUGUAUUUGUCGACAGGGAGAAUGAUGUGCUUCUCCUUGGAGACGACCCAUGGGACAGGGGUGCUUGCUUAUAUAUUCUCUGAUACAACAAAUUUAUUUGGCCCUUAACACAGGUCAUUUGUUAAUAAUGUCUGGUAUAUCAAGAUACUUUCACCUGAGGAUGUGCACAAAAUGGGAAAGCGGGCAAUUGAGCCCUGUUAAUCAUCUCAGUCUGAAAGAAAACAAAGAUGGCAUGUUGUACGUGCGCGUUUAUGUUCACCUUGAUAUGUUCUCCGAGCAUGCUCUCAACAACACAAGUCUUGCAUGCCAGCGAGUAGAGGACGGUUGGUAGAAUCUUAGAAUAGUUUUGUAAUAUAUGGAUACAAUGCGGUACACGCUGUUAGAACUCUGUUCUACUAUUGUAAUCAGUUGUUACAGUUUGUCUUUGAGUAGUUUUGGUCCUUAAUUUUGCUCAGUGACCAUUAAUAUUAUUGACUCAUUGGUAUUAACUGCUUAUAAUCAGUAAUGAGCUUGUAGGUUCUAGUUUUUAGAUA
Molecule: messenger RNA, 3355 nt
Organism: Elaeis guineensis (African oil palm)
Lineage: Eukaryota; Viridiplantae; Streptophyta; Magnoliopsida; Arecales; Arecaceae
Source: RefSeq, a predicted model, not a curated record